CAGAGCGAGGGGGCGGGGCCUCGGCAUCUCCAUCCCCGGGCUGAGGACCGCAGGGAUGUUCCCGGCUCAGGAGGAGGCCGACAGGACCGUGUUUGUGGGCAAUUUAGAGGCCCGAGUACGGGAAGAGAUUCUUUACGAGCUGUUCCUUCAGGCCGGACCACUAACCAAAGUGACUCUUUGCAAAGACAGAGAUGGAAAGCCGAAGUCCUUUGGCUUUGUCUGUUUCAAGCAUCCUGAAUCUGUGUCUUAUGCCAUAGCUUUGCUGAAUGGAAUUCGUUUGUAUGGAAGACCAAUUAAUGUGCAGUAUCGGUUUGGUAGUUCCCGCUCUUCUGAACCAGCUAGCCACAGUUUUGAGAGCUGUGUGAAGAUAAAUUCACACAGCUUCAGGAAUGACGAGAUGGUGGGCAGAUCUUCGUUUCCCAUGCAAUUUUUCCCAGUUACGAAUACUACUUUACCUCAAGAAUAUUUUUUCUUUCAGAAAAUGCACUGGCACACGUACAGUCCAAUGCUGCAGCCUCCAUUCUAUGACAUGACAGCUUCACUUCCCAACAGUGCAUCUGGGUCUUGCUCCUUAAACCAUGCUCCAGACCUCGAGGCUGGAUCCAGCUCCUAUGAAUGGACUCAUCAGCAACCAAGUGACCCUGACCUUUAUCACAGGAAUAAAAGAAAGAGGCAAAGACAGGCCAGUGACAGUGACAGUAGCUCAGAGGACAAGAGAGGAAAUGAAGGUAGCCAAAAAUGCCAGAAAUGUAAAAGGAAGAAGAAAUUCUAAUGACGCUUAUCUGCACUGCUCUCAAUUCUCUCUCUAAAAAGACCUGUUGUACCAAAUCACCCAUUUCUUAACCACCUUGUCUUUUAAAAAAAAUAUGAAAUGUGACUCUGUGAUCUGCUCUACAGUUUUUACCCUGAAUGAUAAUAGCCUUUAAACCAUACUAUAAUGUACUCCUUUUGUAUUGGCAAGGUUAUUUUUGGCCCAUUGUCAAGAGAAUACACUUUACAUCAUCUUAUUUUUAGAGUUGAGGACGAAGUCUCACCAAACUCACUAAACCCUUGAGGGUUCAGCACCCUGCUCUCCUGAGAGUCUCACAGGAGUCUUUCAAGCACAAGUGGGCUGGCCUCAGGGGUUCAUCUGCAGGUUCCUGGGAGAACUGAUGGGAAUAUUUAAAGACAGUGAGUUCUAACAAGCAUGCAGUGAGGAGGCUUCCGUUCCUUGUAUAACUAACACUUUAGUUUUUAUGUCUAAAUAUGGUACCUCUGAACAUCAUGAGCAAGGUUGAUGUCACGUGACCAGGACUGUGCUAUCAAAGGAAAGAAAAAUGUCAUGUGCUCAGUACCAUUUGGCCAGUGGAAACCCUGUGUGAUUAUCCCCUUUUUUAUGAUUGUGUUUGACACAACUAUCUCUUGACAUCUCGUUUAUUGUUUAUGAUGAUAAAAGUCAGUUGAUGGUGUUAGCAUCCACCGUCUAUUCAGCCACCAAGGGUGGAACAUAUGUAGCAAAUGUGUGAUUUGCCAUGAUGAGCAAGUAUACAGAAUGAUGUUGUAUCAUCAUAUAUUUAAUGCCUAUUCCAAAUCUAUAUUUUUAAUUUACUUAUUGUAGAAGAUAAAUGGACUAUAAGCAAAAUUCAUGGUGUAUGACAAUUUUAUAGCGCAGCAUAAACCAAAAUUAUGAAAACCGUAUAUUUGUAAAAGCUAACUGAAAGAAUCGUGCAAAGCCAGUUGGAUUUAUCUGCUCAGUUCAAUAGGAAAAACCACACAUGGAUGUUACUUUCUCAUGUUGUUAAUGUUUUAAUAAGUGUUAUUUAUUUAAAAGAAUAAAGAUACACGGUUAUAACCAGA
Mesocricetus auratus (golden hamster) is the source of this 1836-nucleotide messenger RNA. RefSeq names its product RNA binding motif protein 11 (gene Rbm11). The coding region runs from base 56 to 772 and encodes 238 amino acids. The record is from RefSeq and is a predicted model, not a curated record. Gene Ontology annotation, cellular component: nucleus. Lineage: Eukaryota; Metazoa; Chordata; Mammalia; Rodentia; Cricetidae. Gene Ontology annotation, molecular function: single-stranded RNA binding. The transcript is spliced from 5 exons. Gene Ontology annotation, biological process: regulation of alternative mRNA splicing, via spliceosome.